UUCAUUCUCCCGCCGAUCAGCUCCACAAAACGGAGUCUCUUGUAUAAGCCAGCAGCAGCCAACCUGCCAGCAGUCACUCAUCUGCCAGUGCCAGGCUGCAAAAUCCCACCUCAUCCACCCAGCUCCUCACUCCCUGCACAAGGAAGCACUUUGCUCUUUUUAUUGCUUUUUGUGUGUUUUAUUUUUUUUUUACUAUAUUUUAUAUUUAUUUGCAUUUUUUGGAUUUUUUUCCCCCCCUCAUCCUCUGGAUCUUGAUUUUGUAAAUAAAUAAAAGAGACAGAGAUCUAUAGGGAGCUGUCAGGAGGAGUUACUGAAGAGAGAGCAGAGAGAGGGAGACGGGGCUGGAAGAUCUGCUGCUCAAGUUGAAUCUUCAUCACUCUCAUCAUCCUCUUCCUCCUCCUCUCCUGCCACCAUCCCUCAUUCAGCACCUUGACAUGCUCUGCCUCUGAUUGACAUCUCAAGUGGCUGAGAGCCAUGAGAAUCCCCAGCCUUGGUACAUGUGGCUCUGCUCAGGGCCGACACUAGAGAAAUCACUGGGAAGAUUUCACCAUAAAUUGCAAGAAGAAAAUAAAACAAGAAAAACAAAACAAAAAUAAGGAGCGAUUUUCCUCUUCUAGCUCGGCGCCUCUGUGUUCAGCAUGAGUGUAUGACUGGCAUCCCGGUGGAAGAAGCUUUCCUGGAGAGCACUACAAUUUUGGUUAUUUCACUUUUGCCCCCUUUCCCCCCUUCCAUCAGCCCAGGACAAGGACAGCCUGUGAUUCUGGCAGGAGGGCUGAGGACAGGCUCACUAUAGGGCGCACUGAGGAGUUUAUUGAUGGCGCAAAGGUACGAUGAGUUACCGCACUAUGCCAUGGAUGGAGUGGGGGUGCCAACCUCUAUGUAUGGUGAUCCCCAUGCCCCCCGACCUAUGCCACAGGUACACCACUUAAACCAUGGACCCCCUUUACAUGCCAGCCAGCACUAUGGAACUCAUGCCCCUCAUCCAAAUGUUAUGCCCACCAGCAUGGGAUCUGCUGUCAACGAUGCCCUCAAACGGGACAAAGAUGCCAUUUAUGGACACCCCCUCUUCCCUCUUCUAGCCCUGGUCUUUGAGAAGUGUGAACUGGCGACGUGUACCCCCCGGGAGCCCGGAGUGGCAGGAGGGGACGUGUGCUCCUCCGAUUCCUUUAAUGAAGACAUCGCUGUAUUUGCAAAACAGGUUCGUGCAGAGAAGCCACUGUUCUCCUCCAACCCCGAGCUGGACAAUCUGAUGAUCCAGGCGAUCCAGGUCCUGCGGUUUCAUCUCCUGGAGUUAGAAAAGGUCCAUGAAUUGUGUGAUAAUUUCUGCCAUCGAUACAUCAGCUGUUUGAAAGGAAAAAUGCCCAUAGAUUUAGUGAUUGAUGAGAGGGAUGGAAGCUCCAAGUCUGACCAUGAAGAACUCUCUGGAUCCUCCACAAACCUUGCAGACCAUAAUCCUGCCUCAUGGAGAGAUCACGAUGACGCAGUAUCUACGCAUUCAGCGGGCACACCGGGUCCUUCCAGUGGUGGGCACGCGUCACAAAGUGGGGACAACAGCAGUGAACAAGGGGAUGUUUUAGAUAACAGUGUUGCAUCUCCCGGCACAGGGGACGAUGAUGACCCAGACAAGGACAAAAAGAGACAAAAGAAAAGAGGAAUAUUCCCUAAAGUAGCAACGAAUAUUAUGAGGGCGUGGCUUUUCCAGCAUCUCACGCAUCCAUACCCUUCAGAAGAACAGAAGAAACAGUUAGCACAAGACACAGGGCUGACUAUAUUGCAAGUAAAUAACUGGUUUAUUAAUGCUAGAAGACGAAUAGUCCAGCCGAUGAUUGACCAGUCUAAUCGAGCAGGUUUUCUUCUUGAUCCUUCAGUGAGCCAAGGAGCAGCAUAUAGUCCAGAGGGGCAGCCUAUGGGAAGUUUUGUGUUGGACGGGCAGCAACAUAUGGGGAUCCGACCUGCAGGACCUAUGAGUGGGAUGGGAAUGAAUAUGGGCAUGGAUGGACAGUGGCACUAUAUGUAACCAAGAAAUUGCAGAGCAAUCACAAACAAGGGGAAGUCUGCAGUACAUGCCAGGGGACUGUCUUUCUCAGGGUGGUCCUAUGAGUAUCAGUUUGGUACAACCAGCUCACACUUUUCCCCAGUUGGCAUCACACCCUUCCUCAAGACAUGGACCACCGGUGUCCUACAUCUACCAUCAGCCAUCAUGACACAAGGAGAAUUGCUGUCUUAGGGAUGGCCAUGUCUGCACAACCACCACCACCACCCCCCCAUAACCCCAAACAACUCCAACUCUUGGAGUCUCAUCCUGUCCAGGAAGCCCAUCACUUAUAAGGAACCUCAAGGGAAAAGAUAAUAUUUUAAGACUUUUGAACUUUGGUCAGUUUUAAAAUUCCAGACAGCUGUGAUUUUUUUAACUUUUGUCAAUUUUUUUUUUCACCGACAACAAAGGACCAAUGAAACAAGACAUAAAUGUGAAGUCAUGGGUUCACUUUAAUGCCCAUUAAAAAAAAAGUCCCCUCUGGAAGCAGAAAGACUCAGAGAUAUAACUACUGUAGGAUAAAUCAUAGGAACUAAGUUAACUUGUACAUUUCUGUUGAUUUAAAUAGUUUUAGACGAGACAAAAAGAGAUAUCCUUGUUUUUUCCACACUAUGUGUGUUGUUCCCAAAUGAAUGACUUGGCUCAGCCAGAACCCCCUCCCCCUGUCCAUGGAAAGCUACAGAUUAUUUUUACCUGUGACCAGCGAAGAACAAGGCCAAGACCUGGACUAGAACCACGGUGGUGACAAAUGUCUGUGCUCCUGUCCCUCAGCACUACAGGACUAUAUGGAUUGGGGCAGAGACACAGACAUGACAUGGACAAAUGGACACCAACCUAGAUGUGGACAUAUGGAGAAAGGUUGGGGGGGGUCUUCCUACAAUCUGGUCUUUGCACCAAAUGACAGACUGAACUUAAUUGUAAACUCAAAGAUUGAAGCGUGAGUGGGCGUACAGCAGUGAGUGAGCGAGUGAGUGUGAGAAUGAGUGAGACGAUGAGCCCGAGUGACUGAGAGGAAGGAAGACAAUACUGUAACAAAAUUUGUUCAAAGUUCGUUCUAUUAAUGUUUCAUGUUAUAUAUUCUAUGUGUUACCUCAAUUGAAAAAAAAAGAAUGUUCUCCUAGUAAAACCUGCUGUGGGAUUGGUAUUGUAUGUCCAUGGAUAAUUUCUUUCUCAGCACGUGUUCCUCAUUAGAGAAAAAUGCUGUUACCUUUAAGCUUUGUCAAAUUUACAUUAAAAUACUUGUAUGAGGACUGUGAGUUUAU
Molecule: messenger RNA, 3297 nt
Organism: Bufo bufo (common toad)
Lineage: Eukaryota; Metazoa; Chordata; Amphibia; Anura; Bufonidae
Gene: MEIS2
Product: Meis homeobox 2
Exons: 13
Coding region: 815-2017 (400 amino acids)
Biological process (GO): positive regulation of cell population proliferation; animal organ morphogenesis; brain development
Molecular function (GO): RNA polymerase II cis-regulatory region sequence-specific DNA binding; DNA-binding transcription activator activity, RNA polymerase II-specific
Source: RefSeq, a predicted model, not a curated record